Alternaria postmessia is the source of this 918-nucleotide messenger RNA. RefSeq lists its product as uncharacterized. The record is from RefSeq and is a predicted model, not a curated record. The transcript has 3 exons. NCBI's taxonomy places the organism in Eukaryota, Fungi, Ascomycota, Dothideomycetes, Pleosporales, Pleosporaceae. Gene Ontology annotation, molecular function: L-ornithine transmembrane transporter activity. Gene Ontology annotation, biological process: mitochondrial L-ornithine transmembrane transport. The coding region runs from base 1 to 918 and encodes 305 amino acids.
AUGUCAAAGCCUCAUAUUGAGCACGAGGAGCCUGUUCAGGACGGUCUCUCCCGGACACUCAAGGAUCUCUUCGCAGGUGCAGUAGGAGGAGUCGCACAGGUACUCAUUGGACAACCUUUCGACAUCGUCAAGGUUAGGUUACAAACAACAUCACAAUACUCUGGUGCCUUGGAUGCUGCGACCAAAAUCUACCAAAAUGAAGGAGCACUUGCUUUCUACAAGGGUACGCUGACACCACUCAUCGGAAUCGGAGCUUGUGUAUCUGUUCAAUUCGGUGGCUUCCAUUACGCGCGACGCGCCUUUGAAGCUAGCAAUGAGGCAAAAACCGGAAAAGGCCAACUCUCGUACUCACAGUAUUAUGCCGCUGGUGCUUUCGCCGGUAUCGCCAACACCGCUCUGUCUAGUCCUAUCGAGCACAUCCGCAUAAGACUGCAGACACAGCCGCACGGCGCGAACCGCCUCUAUGCCGGCCCAAUCGACUGUGUGCGUAAGCUCACUGCACACCAAGGCAUCCUCGGCGGCGUUUACCGCGGCACAGCUGUGACAUUCAUGCGCGAAGCCCAAGCUUACGGCUGUUGGUUUACUGCAUUCGAGUACAUGAUGAAUGCAGAUGCUGCGCGCAACAACAUUGACCGUUCGGAAAUUUCCACUCUAAAAGUUGCGGCUUAUGGUGGACUCGCUGGUGAAGUGCUUUGGAUAAGCAGUUAUCCGUUCGAUGUGAUCAAGAGCAAGAUGCAGAGUGAUGCGUUUGGCAAGGAACAGAAGUACAAGAGUAUGAGAGACUGCUUCGCCAAGACAUAUAGGGGAGAGGGUCUGGGUGGCUUCUGGAGGGGUAUUGGACCGACUCUGUUGAGAGCUAUGCCUGUAUCUGCGGGUACAUUCGCCACGGUCGAGGUAACGAUGCGACUCAUUAGCUAA